Molecule: messenger RNA, 975 nt
Organism: Fusarium vanettenii 77-13-4
Lineage: Eukaryota; Fungi; Ascomycota; Sordariomycetes; Hypocreales; Nectriaceae
Exons: 2
Coding region: 1-975 (324 amino acids)
Biological process (GO): peptidyl-hypusine biosynthetic process
Molecular function (GO): deoxyhypusine monooxygenase activity
Source: RefSeq, a predicted model, not a curated record
AUGGAGACGGUCCUCAAGCUGAGGGAGUCCCUCUGCUCUGAGGAUACCCCUCUCCCCAUCCGUUUCCGUGCUCUCUUCUCUCUCAAGCACGUGGCAGUGACCCAGAUCAACCCUGAGGACGUCAAGGUUGCCGCUAUCGAGGCCAUCGCGGCUGGUUUCACCUCACCAUCUGCCCUUCUGAAGCACGAGCUUGCCUACUGUCUCGGCCAGACAUGCAACACUGCUGCCGUCAAGCCUCUCCGUGAGGUUCUCGCCGAUCUCAAGGAGGAUCCCAUGUGCCGUCAUGAGGCUGCCGAGGCCCUGGGUGCUCUGGGCUGGGCUGACAACCUGGACAUCCUCCGAGAGUACCGCGACCGCAAGGGGGAGGAUAUUAGCAUUGUUGAGACGUGCGAGAUCGCCAUUGAGCGCGUUGAGUGGGAGAACUCGGAGGAACGACAAAAGGAGAAGCUGCGCCCAAGUGCCUUUUCUUCUAUCGACCCUGCGCCCCCAAUGCCCGAAACCGACAAGAAGGCCGAGGUCGCGGAGCUCGGCCGAAAGCUCAUGGACACGAAGGCGCCUCUGUUCAUCCGAUACCGUGCCAUGUUUGCCCUUCGCGAUCUUGCCUCCCCUCCCGAUCUGCCUACAGCAGUUCCUGCCGUGCUUGAGCUUGCCAAGGGCUUCGCCGAUUCGUCGGCGUUGUUCCGUCAUGAGAUUGCCUUUGUUUUUGGCCAGCUGUCGCACCCUGCUUCCAUCCCCUCCCUCACUGCUGCGCUGAGCGAUGUCAACGAGGCUAGCAUGGUUCGGCACGAGGCGGCUGAGGCGCUGGGUAGCCUUGGUGACGAGGAGGGCGUCGAGGAUACCCUGAGGCGGUUCCUCCACGACAAGGAAAAGGUGGUUCGAGAGAGUGUCAUCGUCGCGCUCGAUAUCGCCGAUUACGAAAAGGGUGGAGAGACGGAGUAUGCUUUGAUUCCCGAGGUCGGAGGAGCUGCUGCAUGA